UACCGUUUUAUUUAUAUUUUUUUAUUUUUUCUUAGCAGGAACAGCACAGAUUUUGGUCAAAAGUUUUAGCUCUUGUUUUUUCUCAAAUUUAACUCUUAGUAAAAGUACAAGAAAAUGUUAUCGUUUUUUAGUAAAAAGAAACCCAGCCCUGACACUCCACCUGAAGACAUAACAGUCAAAGGUCCGUCAGAAGUGAAUGGAGAGGAAUUCAUAAUAGUGGAAAAUCAACAUCAAGGAGGACCUGCGUCAUUUAACAAUCCUUCAACAAUGAUGCCACUUUAUCCCUAUCCACCUACCAAUUUUGGUUUACCACCUUCCAACUAUAAUAAUUCAUCGAAUGCGUCACAAACUCCUGUCCCAUAUGUCAUGGGCAUACCUUUUAAUCUUUCACCUCAAUUAUGCACAAAGAAUAGUUUCGAAGUGACGCAGAUGGAAGUUGAUGGAAUUCUUGCACUCAUGACUAAACAAAUGCAAUUGGAUAUUGAUUAUGAUUUUAAUUUAGAACGCGGAAUUCUCAGUGAGUGCUAUUAAAACUUUACUUUCUUAAGUUUCAAGCAAAUAAACUGUUGUAUUAAUAUUUAUAAAAUAAAAUCACAUAAUGUUAGAUUAUGCUAUUCCUAAAAAUGAUUUUAAAUAUUAAAAGUAAAGUUAAUAGGUAUAAAAUGUUUUCUUUUCCAUACAAUAAUAAAGUACCUAUCUAAAUAGUA
Eupeodes corollae is the source of this 707-nucleotide messenger RNA. RefSeq lists its product as uncharacterized. The record is from RefSeq and is a predicted model, not a curated record. NCBI's taxonomy places the organism in Eukaryota, Metazoa, Arthropoda, Insecta, Diptera, Syrphidae. Bases 115 to 531 code for a protein of 138 amino acids. The transcript has a single exon.